Molecule: messenger RNA, 4199 nt
Organism: Pieris rapae (cabbage white)
Lineage: Eukaryota; Metazoa; Arthropoda; Insecta; Lepidoptera; Pieridae
Gene: Nup154
Product: nuclear pore complex protein Nup154
Exons: 25
Coding region: 199-4194 (1331 amino acids)
Biological process (GO): protein import into nucleus; protein localization to nuclear inner membrane; transcription-dependent tethering of RNA polymerase II gene DNA at nuclear periphery
Cellular component (GO): nuclear pore inner ring; nuclear pore
Molecular function (GO): structural constituent of nuclear pore
Source: RefSeq, a predicted model, not a curated record
GCAGGAGCCGUUAAAUAUUUUAAGAAUUAAACAUAAAUUUACUUCAUAGUCCGUGCCUCACAGUCACAGGUCUUUUUAUUUUACUGUGCAAAAUCUACUAAUUCACUAAUUGAUGGAAAUGAUAAACGUUUUAGUACUGAAUGAUAAGUGUUUAGUAAUAUAAAGUUUGCAAUAGCUUUUUGAAAACAUUUAAAAAAGAUGCCGAGUAUAAUUAGUAAUAACGAAGUAAUUAGAAAACCUGAAAAUUGUAAAAUGCAGCUGGAGUCUUUAGAACUGGCCGGGUGCACACUCGAUCGGUACAUUACUUGUGAUAAUUCCCGCCCUUCUUUUCUCGAGAUAACUGGUAUAGCAGUACAAGGGACUCCAACAUGUAGUGGCCUAAAUGCUGGUGACUACAGAAAUCUAGCAGCUUUAUUAAAUCAUUCCACUUUAUCCCAAUUAAAGAUUUUAAACAAAGUGCCACUGCCACCAGAAAUAAUGGAACACUUUGCUCACAUGCAGUGCCAUUGUUUGAUGGGUGUAUUUCCAGAAAUAAGCAGAGUUUGGUUAGCUAUAGACAGUAAUAUUUACGUUUGGGCCUUUGAACAUGGCAGUGAUGUAGCAUAUUUUGAUGGUUUGGGGGAAACAAUAGUAAGUGUGGGCCUAGUCAAACCAAAGCCAGGCGUAUUUCAAAGUUUUGUAAAAUACCUCUUGGUUCUUACUACAACAGUGGAAAUAGUAGUUUUAGGUGUAACAUUUUCAAGUAAUAAACAAGAUGGAUCUUCUGAGUUUGAAGAAAUACAUUUAGUUCCUGAACCAGUGUUUGUGUUGCCAACUGAUGGAAUUUCAAUGUUAUGUGUUAAAUCAACAUGCAGAGGAAGAAUUUUUAUGGGUGGCAAGGAUGGAUGUCUUUAUGAAAUAACUUACCAGGCACAAUUAGGUUGGUUUGGAAAACAUUGUAAAAAAAUUAACCAUUCUACUAGUGCCCUUUCAUUCCUAGUGCCUUCAUUUCUUAAUGCUGCAUUGUAUGAUGAAGAUCCUAUUGUUAAAAUUGAAGUUGAUAAUUCUCGGCAUAUUUUAUAUACACUUAGUGAGAAGGGUUGUAUAGAAGUUUUUGAUCUUGGUGAAGACGGUGAAGGUAUUAGCAAGAUAACAAGAUUAACACAAAAUCGAAUUGUUGCGUCAGCCUUGGAUAUAGUAAAAACAGUAGAAACCAAUAACUUCAAGCCAGUGAUUGCAAUAUCUGCUGUUGAGGAAUGUGAAUCGGAACAUUUAAAUCUUGUUGCCAUCACACAAUCUGGAGCUAGAUUAUAUUUUAGCACUGGUUGUAGAGAUGUCAAUCAAGGAGGUCCAGCGAGGCCACAGGACCUUAUUUUAUUACAUGUGAGGUUUCCACCUGGCUUCACACCAAAUGCAUCCGUUCUAAAACCAAAACAAGUCCACAAUGCUGUAUACGAUAAUGGUACUCUGGUAAUGAUUUGCUCCACUGGUGGUGGUGAAGCUGAGACACUCUGGUGUAUGUCUCGAGCCCUGGGGGGAGCAACUUUCAGUGAAGCCCAUUCUCUCCUACCCCUGGAUGGACCAGUGUGGGCCCUUACCGCCUUACCCAUGGUACAAGCGGCUCAUCUCUCACCUGCCCUACUUGCUAAGAAAGACCCAUGGUCGGGCUCCCGUUGGGCGGUGGUGAGUGCGUGGGGCGCCGCCCUCAUAAACGCCGGCGCUCCACCGGAUCUUCUCCGGGCCUUGCUAAGGGAUUAUCGUGGACCCGAUGCUCAACCUGUUAAAGAUUUGUUUCAGUUACAAGGCUACGAUCAGGCCUGCGCGUGCGCAUUGUAUCUCGCGUGCGAAGAAGCCACAAGUGGCGACCUCACCAUAGGCGAGUGGGCGUCGCGGGCGUUCUUCAUCUACGGAACCCAAGCUGCGCCUGCGCCGCUUCAAUCGCAUCAGAUCUCACAGGCACCAAGCAUAGGUUCACCAAAAUUCUCACCUCGCCAAAUGUCAACACCAAUGUCUAGACCGCAAGAAAUGAGGCCUCAGGCUCAAUCCUUCCAACAAAUGAAUCAAUCGAUGGGGAAUCAAUCUAUGUCUCCCUACCAGAACGUCAAUCAGACACCCUUCAACCAAUCGUCAUUUGUGGGGAACAUGAGUCAGCCAAGAGAUUUCCAAAUAGAAUACAGCGCUAAGCACAACGGCCUAUAUAUUUAUGUUGGAAGAAUUUUGUGUCCCAUAUGGAAUUUGAAGUGUGUCACCAAGUCACUCACGCCCGAUAAGAAGGAAUUUAUGUCAAGUAAAGUGACGGGUGAGGAUUGUGCGUUCAUAGUGAAGAAGUUGCAGCGAGUGUCCUCAUUCAUGCAAAGGGUGGUGGCGCCACCGCAUUCUGACGAACAUGCUUCUAUUCACGCGCUCAAGAUAUUUAUAACGAUGGCCAUAGAGAUGUUGAGUUUAUGGAAGGUACUGUGUGAACAUCAGUUCCACGUGGUUGCAGCCAGCUUACCACCUGAGCAGCAGCAAGCCUUGCAGGCUGCCUGUUUUCGGGAGUUGUUAGUUGGUGGUCAGGAAGUAGCGUGCCUUCUUCUGGGUUCGCUCGUCGCGGGCUACCUUCGAGACAACGCCUCGGUGGAUGGCAUUUCACAGAAAUUACGACAACUCUGUCCCAGUUUGUAUAGACAAGAGGACGCCACUUGUUCGAAGGCAAAUGAAUUAUUGAUAUUUGCAAAACAACAGAAGAAUUCGGCAGAACGUGAAGAAAUGCUCCAACAGGCUCUAAAACUCUGUAAAGAUGUCGCUCCCAACGUAAAUCUGCCCCUGGUUUGUUCAAAACUGCUAUCGGCUGGGUUUUAUGUUGGAAUCGUUGAACUGUGUGUGACGUGCGCUUCGAAGAUCGAUCCCCAGGACAGAGCGAUAUAUUACUACAAGAGCGAUCAGCCCUCGCAAGACCGGGAAGGACAUUUGUUGUACUACAAACGCAUGGAGAUAUACCGUGAAGUUUGUACUGCGCUCGAGAGACUAUACGAACGCAGCUCUGAGGGCAACUCGGAAUCCUCUCCUCAACGCGCGCAUGCGCAGACUACGGACGCAUUACUUACUAUGUCGCCCGCUGACGCCAAUUAUCAGGGAAGGAAAUUAGUAUCAGAGUGCUUGUCAAGAGAAGAUGAACUACUGCACGUGGCUAUCUAUGAAUGGUUGAUAUCCAAGAAUCUAGGGGCAGAAUUGGUAACGCUAAGUGGAGUUGCGCCGGCGUCUCUUCGUACGUACUUAACGGCCGCGGCGCGACAGGCUUCAGGGCGGACGGCACUUCUACUUCUAGACUUGUUGUGGAAGGUUCUAGAAAAGGCCGGAGACCAUCUAGCAGCUGCCGAGGUCCUCGAGGGACUCGCUACCAGACCAGGAACUGGUGCAAAUCUAGCCCAACGUAUGUCGUGGUUGUCCGCUGGCGUGGUCUGCGUCCGUGGUGCCGGAGGUGUGGGAGGGGAGUUGGUCCGUCGGCUGGAAGAGGCCAGCGAGGUGGGCAGGGUGCAGGUGGCCGUUAGGGCUGCAGCCAAGUCACCUCCAGUGCCACCUGCGCUGCUGCAUCGCCUGGAUGAUGAGCUACUGGAUAUUACACAGCUGUACGAAGAAUACGCGGACCGAUACAACCUAUGGGAGUGUAAACUGGCCAUAGUCCAAUGUUCUGGUCAUAAUGAUGCACUGUUGGUGGAGAAUAUAUGGAGCAAUAUUCUCGCUGAAGCAGAGAACGCCGCCAGGGGCUUACUCUCGCCGGACGAGAAACUCUCUUCUGUGCUUAGCAAAUUAACCACAUUGGGACGGGAAUACGUCAAUUCGGGACAUUGCUUUCCCUUAUAUUUCAUUGUCCGUCAGUUGGAAAUACUGAGUUGCAAAAUACAAGCUGAAAAAAGUAUGGUUUUCAAAACUAUUCUGAACAUUGGGGUUUCUUUAGAGCAAGUUUUGGAUAUUUAUGUCAAAUUGGUGAGCGUAAACGAACGGGUGUGGCUGGGCUGCGGUGACGAAUCGCACGUGUGCGGCGUUGCCGUACUUCUCCUGCAGCAGGCGAGGGGCGAGGUUGCCAAUCUGCCUGCCGCGCCUCGGCGAAGAGCCCUCGCUCGUUGCAAGGACCUACACGAAGCCGCACUAUCCGCUUUACAGAGUCGACCCAACACCCAAGUAUUGAUCGAUAAAAUUACUGUGGCACAAGCGCAUUUGGACAGAAUGGAUUAAACAAA